Molecule: messenger RNA, 282 nt
Organism: Paramecium tetraurelia
Lineage: Eukaryota; Ciliophora; Oligohymenophorea; Peniculida; Parameciidae
Exons: 2
Source: RefSeq, a predicted model, not a curated record
AUGUCAUCGAAAAACUAUAAAUUGAUUCAUUAGAAAAUUCCAAAUACUACACGUUAUAGGGAUGAUCAAUUACCAAUCAACAAUAAAUACUAUGUUCGAUUAACAUAAGAUUCCACCAGAGUUCUAGAUUUGAUUGAUAAGGAUAAAUAAAUUCCACAUUUAUCAAUGAUUGAUCGAUUUUGGGGACAAAAAACACAAAGAUUACCAGAACCUAUUCAUUAAGAAGAAAAGCAUGUAAGAGGAGAAGAAAGAAACACUGCCUUAAAUCGAAUAAAAAACUGA